AUGUUUGGGAUCCAGGACAACGUUCCCCGCGGAGCCACGGCCGGCAUGAAGGAGGAGCCGCUGGCCGUCCGCUCCUGGAUGCACUCGGCCGGCGUGGUGGACGCCAACACGGCCGCUCAGAGCGGGGUGGGGUUAGCCCGCGCUCACUUUGAGAAGCAGCCUCCGUCCAACCUGAGGAAGUCCAACUUCUUCCACUUCGUGUUGGCGCUGUACGACCGGCAGGGUCAACCGGUGGAGAUCGAACGCACGGCCUACGUCGACUUUGUGGAGAAGGAAAAGGAGCCGAGUGGAGAGAAAACCAACAACGGGAUUCAUUACAAACUGCAGCUGCUCUUCAGUAACGGAGUGAGAACAGAGCAGGAUCUCUACGUUCGGCUCAUCGACUCCAUGACCAAACAGGCCAUCAUCUAUGAAGGGCAGGAUAAGAAUCCAGAGAUGUGCCGAGUUCUGCUGACUCAUGAGAUCAUGUGCAGUCGCUGCUGCGAUAAGAAGAGCUGUGGGAACAGGAACGAGACGCCGUCAGACCCCGUCAUCAUUGACAGGUUCUUCCUGAAGUUCUUCUUAAAGUGUAACCAGAACUGUCUGAAGAACGCUGGAAACCCACGAGACAUGAGGAGGUUCCAGGUGGUGGUGUCUACGACGGUGAAUGUGGACGGCCACGUUCUUGCCGUCUCCGACAACAUGUUCGUACACAACAACUCCAAACAUGGCCGCCGAGCACGGAGACUGGAUCCGUCUGAAGCAGCCACUCCCUGUAUUAAAGCCAUUAGUCCCAGUGAGGGCUGGACGACAGGCGGAGCGACCGUCAUCCUGAUCGGAGACAACUUCUUUGACGGCCUGCAGGUUGUCUUUGGCACCAUGCUGGUGUGGAGCGAGCUGAUCACUCCUCAUGCUAUCCGGGUGCAGACUCCCCCCCGUCACAUCCCCGGUGUUGUCGAGGUAACGCUGUCCUACAAGUCCAAACAAUUCUGUAAAGGAGCACCUGGACGAUUUGUUUACACAGCUCUCAAUGAGCCCACCAUAGAUUAUGGCUUCCAGAGGUUACAGAAGGUCAUUCCUCGUCACCCCGGAGACCCUGAGAGACUGCCCAAGGAGGUGCUGCUGAAGAGGGCAGCUGACCUGGUGGAGGCGCUCUAUGGGAUGCCUCACAACAACCAGGAGAUCAUCCUGAAGCGAGCGGCCGACAUCGCCGAAGCUCUCUACAGUGUUCCCAGGAACCACAACCAGAUCCCGUCGCUAGGCAACAGCGCCUCCCACGGCAUGAUGGGAGUGAACUCCUUCAGCGGACAGCUGGCCGUCAACGUCUCCGACACAACACAAGGUACGAGCACCAGGACCAUCGGGUACAGUCGGAACACCAGCAGCGUGUCGCCGCGGGGAUACGUCCCAAGCUCCAGCUCCCAACAGAGUAACUAUGGCAACACCGUCAGCAACAGCAUGAACGGCUACGGCAACACCGGCAUGACAAACUUAGGAGUGGCAACGUCUCCCGGCUUCCUCAACGGGUCGUCAGCCAACUCUCCCUACGGCAUUGUCCCCUCUAGUCCCACCAUGGCCGUGUCAAACUGUAACUCCUCUCACGGAGUUUUCUCCUUCUCGGCUGCCGUCAAACAGAAGAGCGCCUUCGCUCCCGUCGUACGACCGCCGGCUUCACCUCCUCCUCCCAACUGCUCCGGCAACAGCUCCAACGGGCUGCAAGCGAUGUCCGGCCUCGUCGUUCCUCCGAUGUAAAACGUCUUCCUCCUCGUUCCUCGUCUCUCUCCUCCCCC
Anoplopoma fimbria (sablefish) is the source of this 1769-nucleotide messenger RNA. RefSeq names its product transcription factor COE3-like. Gene Ontology annotation, biological process: regulation of transcription by RNA polymerase II. The coding region runs from base 1 to 1731 and encodes 576 amino acids. The record is from RefSeq and is a predicted model, not a curated record. Gene Ontology annotation, molecular function: DNA-binding transcription factor activity, RNA polymerase II-specific; RNA polymerase II cis-regulatory region sequence-specific DNA binding. NCBI's taxonomy places the organism in Eukaryota, Metazoa, Chordata, Actinopteri, Perciformes, Anoplopomatidae. The transcript has 16 exons.